Molecule: messenger RNA, 1530 nt
Organism: Maniola jurtina (meadow brown)
Lineage: Eukaryota; Metazoa; Arthropoda; Insecta; Lepidoptera; Nymphalidae
Product: sugar transporter ERD6-like 6
Exons: 3
Coding region: 23-1468 (481 amino acids)
Biological process (GO): transmembrane transport
Cellular component (GO): membrane
Molecular function (GO): transmembrane transporter activity
Source: RefSeq, a predicted model, not a curated record
AUAUAUCUAGUCAGUUCUAAUAAUGGGUUGGCUUGGCGACGUGUAUUUUUGGAGACAGUGUAUAGUGCUCAUAGCCAACUGCAUGUUUGCGGUCGGUACUGGUUUAAUGCUGACGUUUCCCGGGAUACUAACCUCGGACCUGCUGUCCCCAAACAGUACCAGUGGGAUACAUGCCAACCCAGAUCAGGCUUUUUGGAUAGCUGGCAGCAAUGGAAUUUCGGGCUUUGUUGGAUUUUGCGUGGCACCAUACAUUAUGAAAAUAUAUGGUCGAAAAACCGUUAACCUUGGUUUGAAUUUUCUUUCUGGUCUCGGUUUCCUCAUAUUUUUUCUGGCAAGCAACAUUGUCUGUUUAUACGUGGCAAGGAUUUUGCAAGGAGCGCCUAUGUGCGGAGCUUAUAUUGCAACUCUGACGUUGGGAGAAUACGCAGACCCGAAAAAACGAGGAUACUUUGUCUCUAUAAAAAAAAGUAUGGUUGCAAUCGGUUCACUACUGUGCCACUUCUUGGGUAUGUAUUGGACCUGGAAACAAAUAGCUGCUUUUGCAACAUUUCCAUAUAUUGUUGCAAUAAUUUUUACGCUUACGUGGCGUGAAAGUCCCUCGUUUUUGGCUCUGAAAGGAAAAUAUGAUGAGUGUGAAAAAUCACAUAGAUGGAUAUUUGGAGACGGUGCAAAGAGUAAGAGAGAAUUAGAGGAGUUGAUAUCAACUCAGAUGGAAGUAAGAAACCGAGCAAAGAACAAAGAAAACCUGUGGGCUGAAAUCAGAAAGUUACUAAAGAAAGAAUUCAUAAAACCAUUUGUAAUUAUUUCCUUAUUGACAGUGAUAAUAGACGCAUGUGGAAGAUAUUAUAUGCUUGCAUAUAUAGUCCAAAUUCUUACUGAAGUUACGAAUGACAAGUCUAUCGCUACAUAUUUCACUAUACUUUCCGAUAUAUUAACAUUAGCUGGGUUAAUAAUAUCAUGUUUUGUGAUACGAUGUUGUAAAAGACGGACCUUACUAUUUACUUCUGGUGUAACUUGUGUGUUUUUGAUGUGUCUUACAAGUGUAAUCGCAUUUUUGAAAUCUCGUUAUAAUAUCGGAGAAUCCGUGUAUUGGUGGUUUAUCCCUUUAAUUAUUGUAUCAAAUAUUUUCGUUGUUAACGUAGGAAUUAUACCUUCAAGUUUUGCAAUAAUGUGCGAAAUAUUUCCAUUGGAACACAAAGGUGCAGGCGUUUGUGCAACGGGUAUAGUUUUUACUGUUUUAUUUACACUUGUUAUGAAAUUUACUCCACUGAUGAUGGAGAAAACAGGAAUUGAAGGUACAUUUGGCAUCUACGCACUUCACGUGGCUGUGAGUUUGUUGAUAUUAUAUUUCAUUUUAAAUGAAACUAAGGAUAAAACGUUGCAGGAAAUAGAAAAAGAAAUCAGAGGCAUUAAACAAUCUAAGUUUAAUGAGUAUUAUUUAAAUGGUAAACCGCUAAUCAAAGAAUGAAACCAAUAUUCUUCUUUGGACAAUGGCGCAGUUUUUACAGAGAAGUCGUAACUUUUGGGAUG